AUGGACGCAAGGAACAACGAUAGUCCAACUAAGGCGUCGUCGUACGCUUUUUGGACAAUACAGGAUGCCUGGCGUAGGAACAUUAGUGGAUAUCCAAACUUAAGUGUUAAGUCAGAGAACAUUGUUAAAGAAAAUGUUGUUCGAAAUGAAAAUAUACAAAAAAGUGAUAAUAACGAAGCAAAUUAUAAAAGUGUUAUAGCAUCUGAAGUAAAUACUAUAAGUGACGAAGGUGACUCUGAUGAAGUUAGGAAAAAUGUGUGGAGUGACGUCGAUGAUGAACUGUACAUAGCAAAUUUAAUAAAGCUUAGGACUUCAAAUGAAGUGAGCCACGUUAAACGUGAUACUAGCUUUUCUAGUGUUAGUGAUUUCAGCGAGGUUGUGAAUAGUGUUAAGUUAGACAGGUACGAGAUGUGGGAGUUGGAGCCCACAGACCUAACGGAUUGUGACUGUCUCGGACCACCGCCUGAGUUCCUGUUGCCACCGCCACCUCGUCCACCUUUCCUCCAAGCGGACUAUUACUGCGGUGACGAUCCAAUACCGGAUCUGGAAACUUGCGAUACGGAACCAAAGAUUGACGCGUACAACCACAGUGGGCCGUCACUCCAGACGUCCGCGGUCAUUGCAGUCUGCUCCAUCGUCCUUCUCGUGGGUGUCAUUAUAGGCGCAAUACUUGUUUGGAAACAUAAACGAAAAGUGACCAACCUGCUUCCGUCGAAAUCAUCAGCUCCGAACCAGACAGGGUCACAAAGACGAGCACCACCUCCAGCUCCUCUAUACGAAGACCUACAGGACCUUCCAAGAAGACCUCCCUUACCACAUAGACCUGAGAUGGAACCACAGCUUGAGAUGGUGGAAGCUAAAAGACCUAACUGCCAGGAGCGGGUAUUCGUUUGUGGAACUGGUGGCUCAUGGCGAGGAAAUUCUUGUGGAGAUCCAUGCGGUACGCCAUUGUAUGAAGAGUUGCCCCAUCGGUCUGAUGAUUCUAUCCACAGCGAUGAUCACUUUGCUGAAGAUGAAUUGAGUCUAGUUGGUGAAGCUGUGCCCUGUCGAACAUGCUCACGGCCGCCUGCACCACAUUCCCUACCCCACAGACCAAGACCUCAACGAUUAGAUCGGCGGCCAAAGUCUCUUGAAAGACGACGAGGUCAACAUAGGAUACCAAGACAUAUACAUCCGCCAGAUCCAUCAGAAUUUCAUGAAGGAGUUCUUCUAGACGCACUAUUAAGAUUGUAUCCCCAAGUUGGAACAGUCGGGGCUCGACCUCCUGGUCCCAUGCCUAUGGGUCCUGGUGGUGCGUGGCCUGGAGGUGAAUUGCCAGGAAUUAACUGCUGGAGAGGUCCAAGAGCAUCUCCAAAACCUCCUAGUGGAGACUCUUCAUUUGGAUCCGACUCAGGAUAUAGUAACAACACUUGUGGCACUUGCGGCACAAGAGCUUCAUCUCGACAUCGCCUUUCGGCAGAAAUACCUUUGUCA
Messenger RNA from Brenthis ino (lesser marbled fritillary), 1473 nucleotides. NCBI's taxonomy places the organism in Eukaryota, Metazoa, Arthropoda, Insecta, Lepidoptera, Nymphalidae. The record is from the annotation of a GenBank genome assembly.